Molecule: messenger RNA, 879 nt
Organism: Aspergillus oryzae RIB40
Lineage: Eukaryota; Fungi; Ascomycota; Eurotiomycetes; Eurotiales; Aspergillaceae
Product: pyrroline-5-carboxylate reductase family protein
Exons: 2
Coding region: 1-879 (292 amino acids)
Biological process (GO): L-proline biosynthetic process
Molecular function (GO): pyrroline-5-carboxylate reductase activity
Source: RefSeq, a predicted model, not a curated record
AUGGGAAUUCACACUCAAUUAACAAUUGCCGUCAUCGGCUGCGGAACGCUGGGAACUGCCAUUGCUGCCGGUAUUCUCAGUCCAAAAGAAAGGACUGACCUCGAAGUCCACCAUCUUACCGCCACUGUUGGAACCGAAUCUUCAAAGCGGCGGGUUGAAAAUGCCCUAUCUCAACAUUCGUCACGACUCACGGUCCUUACCCAGGAAAGAAAUGUCCGCGCAGUGUGGGAAGCUGAUGUGGUAUUGUUGGCUAUGAAUCCUGUCAAGAGAGCAGAUGUCUUUGCCGCACUAGGAUUCAGAGAUAUUUUGCAAGGGAAACUAGUCCUCAGUAUCAUGGCAGGUAUCACUACUAAAGCGUUGAAUAUCCUAGCCCUCGGUGAAGACUCUGCCCCAGACAAUGAAAGCGCGCUUCAAUGCGUGCGUGCAAUGCCCAAUAUGGCGGCCAAGAUCCGAGAGGCUGUGACAUUGUACACUGCUGGCUCCGGCACAACCAAGGAGAAUUUGGAGAUUGCGUCCUGGGUCUUUAGUCAAGUUGGGGAGGCUCAUAGAAUCCCCGAAAGCUCUUUUGAUAUCUGUGCCGUUUCAGUUGGUUGUGCCGGCUCCCUGCUUCUCCUCGCGAUCGAUGGGCUACUGGAUGCUGCCGUUGCGGAGGGUGUGAAGAGACCUGACGUGCAAAACCUGGUGGUAAACAGUGCGAUUGGGAUGAUGAAGCUGGUACCUGCUGGAGAUCACGUAAGUGUUCUCCGAGAGAAGAUUGCCUCUCCCGGAGGUUGCUCUAUCCGAGCGCUCCUGGAGUUGGAAAAGUUGGGAGUUCGGGCGGCGUUCACGACCGCCAUCAUGGCGGCAGCGGAGAAAUCUAAACACAUGUCAUUGUCUUGA